UUAAAGAUGGCGGCAACACGAGCAGUUGCAGCAAUCGUAACAGUAGCAGCUCUCCUUCAUGUAGCCAUCGCCACAAGGUACACAGUCGGAGGGCCGAAUGGAGGAUGGAAUACAAUCACGGACUUGCAGGCAUGGGCAUCAACCAAGAGAUUUGCUCCUGGAGACAGCCUAAUUUUCACGUAUACAUCAUCCCAUGACGUGCUGGAGGUGACAAAGGCAGCCUACGACGCAUGCUCUGCAACCACUCCAAUGGAGUCCCACACCGGCGGCAACACUGCGAUCAAGCUUUCGGCCCCCGGCAAGAGAUACUUCAUUUGCGGGGUGCCGGGCCACUGUGCAGCGGGGAUGAAGCUCGAUGUUGACGUCAUCUCCACCGCCGUGGGAGCUCCACCGCCGAAACACCACUAUCCUCCUGCAGCGCCCAAGUCAACAUCUAACUCGCCUUCCGAGCCUCCCAUGGUUGCACCAUCGAGAGCCCCUUCGGCUUCAUUCCCACCGAUGAGUCACGCGCCAGACGUUGCGCCUUCCAUGACAUCUGCAGCUCGCGGUUGCAAGCAGUGCGCGAAUCUUGCCGUGGGUCUGGCAAUGGGAGUUCUGUUGAUUUUGGCUGCGUGAGGGAAAAGCUGACCAGUGAAAUCAUGUUUUGUGAGCCAUGGGAACUAUACUUUCACUUUUCAUUUCAUUUCGUUGUGUA
This is a messenger RNA of Musa acuminata subsp. malaccensis (wild Malaysian banana), 694 nucleotides long. RefSeq names its product uclacyanin 1-like. The record is from RefSeq and is a predicted model, not a curated record. Gene Ontology annotation, molecular function: electron transfer activity. Gene Ontology annotation, cellular component: plasma membrane. Lineage: Eukaryota; Viridiplantae; Streptophyta; Magnoliopsida; Zingiberales; Musaceae.